AUUGUAAAUAAAUCCUUAUUGUCUGAAAUCGCAACACAGAAGUCAGCUUUGUGCCGGGGGGAACCUUAACCCAUUUUGGGUUUUCCACCCGGACACGUUUGCAGGGCGGACUAAGUCGAAGGCCAACGAAAUGGAAGUAAAGAAUGCCAGCGCUGCUAUGCUCAGUAACUUUGAGGUGUUCAAGCUCCUGACAGACCUGAAGGAACAAAGGAAGGACAGUGGGAGGAAUAAGCACAGCAUAGGGCAGCAAAACCUAAACACCAUCAUGUAUGAGACACUGAAGUACCUGUCAAAGACGCCCUGCAGUAGACAGAGUCCAGAGAUUGUCAAAGAGUUCCUCGUCACCAUGAUGCCUCACAAACUCACAAAGGCUGAGAAACUGCAACUAUUGAACCACCGACCAGAGACAGCAGUUGAAAUACAGCUGAUGGUAGAAGAGAGUGAAGAGCGACUAUCAGAGGAGCAGAUUGAGGAGCUCAUCCAGACGGUUGCAGGAGUCCUACCUGGUGACCCAGAGCAAGAGAACGCAGCUCCAGCAGAUGCAGAGAUGGAUGAGGCUGGUGAAUAGCUGUGACACAGAAGUGACCCUCAGGUGGUAAACCAGAGUGAAGGCUAGAAUUAUUACAGAACUGGACUGGUGGCUUUUACCUGUGCCAUUUUGCAUCACUGCUUGAACUGAGCAACAUGUUAAGGAUAGGAAUGCACAACAGCUGGUUUGUCGUGGCGAAAAGGACAUUGUUACCUCUGAAAACAUCAUUCACAUUAAGGUGACUGCAAGAAGAUGAGCAGAUUCUGACUUAUGACCAUUCUGAUGUAUGGUUUCUGACAUAAUGUUAGUCACCAGUUUAUAUGGUGCAGAGAAGAGAGGGUUUUUGCUGCUGUAUGAUUUCCAAAACUGAAAUAUAUGUCAGUAAUGCAAAUAAGAUUUCACUGGUCAGACAGUAUUAUUAGAAUGGCUGUGUAAUGACAAAGAGACCAGAAAGAUGUGAUGGUUGUCUCUGAUCUGGUACUAAAUUAUUACUGUAAUAUGAACCCUGUUUCACAGUCACAUUAUAGUGGUGUCAACAUCAGCUACUGAAAACAUUUUUUUUGCCAUCAUCCAUUAGGUUGGUGAAUCCAGCACAAAUGCAACACAUGGGUCAUUCUAUUUGCAGUAACUUGCUAGACAUUAGCUAAUCAUCCUGACAUAUUUAUAGUCAUUUAGUUCAGCACACAGGAUUUUUCUCAGAGAUGGGUUUCUGUAAACACUCAGACAUCACACAGCAUAUAAAAUGCUGACUAAUACAUAAUCCCAUAAACUCUUCAACUGCAGCUUCUUGAUCAGUUUGUGUUUUCUGUGCUGUGAUGUUUUCUUGUAGCAUAGGAAGGAUGUGUUGGUUAGACACAUACGUUUUCAUUUUUGGCUUCCUGUUAGUGUGCCUUAUCAGUUUCCUGUUCUUAAAGGCAAGAUGAAAGUCAUGGACACUGACUGUACUAGCACAUCUACAGUACGAGCCCCAAGUGAACCCCAGCCAUCAUGAACCUGGAUGUGAACAUGAGAGACACAUUUCUGAAACCCCAUCAAGGGUCCUACUCUGAAUGGAAUUAUUUAUAUUUUUGUAGAUUAAAUUCUUAUCUAAAAACAUUACUACAUAGUGAAGUUUAAUUUGCACCCAAGAUCUUUAAAUGCAGCCUACAUUUUCCAAGGAUUGAUGACCAUCUUGGCCAAGUAGGUAACUAAUCCACAAACUCCAGGGAGUCUGAAAGGACCGGGCUUAGUGUAUGCCAAUUUGUUUGUGCUAAUUUACUUGAAAAUUUGUUUGGGCAUAUGGUAUGUGCCACUAUACCAUUUAUCAACUGACAUGAUGAAAGAUUUAGAUCUACUCUGUUAUUCUGGGAACUAAUUAGGCCACAUAUUUGUAUGUCUUCUGGCUCAAUAUACACCUUGUUCCUCAGCCUGAGUCCAGCCCACAUUGUGUUAGAUGCUUCUUUCACAUCUGGAUCAAUUGUGAUGCACCCCCAGAUAAUCUCUCCAGAUGUCCACCAGCAGUGGAAGCUUAGAGCCAAGCUCAGCUCCAAUGUGGAACUGUGUGGGCUGGACAUACUGUACAUUGGACCAGAUUUUUAUUGC
Molecule: messenger RNA, 2110 nt
Organism: Monopterus albus (swamp eel)
Lineage: Eukaryota; Metazoa; Chordata; Actinopteri; Synbranchiformes; Synbranchidae
Gene: crcp
Product: calcitonin gene-related peptide-receptor component protein
Exons: 6
Coding region: 131-568 (145 amino acids)
Biological process (GO): transcription initiation at RNA polymerase III promoter
Cellular component (GO): RNA polymerase III complex
Molecular function (GO): nucleotide binding
Source: RefSeq, a predicted model, not a curated record